Ornithodoros turicata is the source of this 714-nucleotide messenger RNA. RefSeq lists its product as uncharacterized. Bases 1 to 714 code for a protein of 237 amino acids. Gene Ontology annotation, biological process: DNA integration. NCBI's taxonomy places the organism in Eukaryota, Metazoa, Arthropoda, Arachnida, Ixodida, Argasidae. The transcript has a single exon. Gene Ontology annotation, molecular function: nucleic acid binding. The record is from RefSeq and is a predicted model, not a curated record.
AUGCCCUCAACCUCUGCUCCUGCUACUACAACGACGUUGCGAGACAUCUUCAUUCGCCAUGGACUUCCCGAGCAACUGGUGACCGACAAUGGGCCACAGUUCACCAGUCAAGCAUUCAAGGAGUUCCUGCAACAGCAUGGCAUUCAGCACAUCCUAACGCCACCGUACCACCCGAAGUCCAAUGGUCAGGCCGAAAACUUUGUGCGAACUCUUAAGAACGCACCGCGGAGAGGAGGAACCGGGAAAGAGGCAAUACAGAGUUUCCUCCUACAGUAUCCAAUCACUCCACACGUAACAACGGGAAAGUCUCCGUGUAUGCUCCUUGUAGGCAGGCAGCUGAGGUCAGUCCUCGAUCUCUCGGUCAGUCUCGACCUGGACAACCAACCAACACGAUUGGGCUUGGAACCGGGCAUGGCGGGUGCAAGGAGUAAGCAGAACUACUACUCUGAUCGUAACUCACGGCAAGGAAGUUUCACUGUCGGAGACUCAUUAUUGGUUGCCGGUGCUUUAGACAAGCAUCAUUGGAUCAAGGGAAACGUAGUCCGGCGAAUUGGCAAAGUUGUUUACGAAGUUCGAUCACCUGACAAUCGCCUAUGUAGGGCUCACGCUGAUCAUAUGAAGAUCCGAGUAGCGACAGUACCGUCCCGGGCCAACGUUCUGCUACCGUGGCCAGAAGCAGUCACAACGGCCACGCCGGAACAAGUCCAGAAAUAG